Molecule: messenger RNA, 1773 nt
Organism: Mesocestoides corti
Lineage: Eukaryota; Metazoa; Platyhelminthes; Cestoda; Cyclophyllidea; Mesocestoididae
Source: the annotation of a GenBank genome assembly
AUGAGUUUCCGCCGUCAACCUAUGGAUAGAGUCAACCCCAGAUACGUCCCUCCAAGUCGUCAUACGAUUUUUAUCCGUGGUCUUCCUGGUUCGACAAACGUGGACUCUGUUAAGAAUCACUUUUCAGAAGAGUCAAAGUCGAAGUGUACUGUAGAAUUCUUUUCGACGUCUGAGGACAAAGUCCGGUUUUCCGUUGCUAUUCGGUUUAAGAGUCAUGAAACUGCCAGAGAAAUGCUUGAGAAGUAUAAUGGGAAGGAACUAAUGGGGCAUCCAGUUGAAGUUACUUGGUUUAAAGACUUAAAAAAGGCCAGGGCACGUGGUAUGUCCCAGUUUCUUGUUCACUUAGGUUUAGUUUACGAGGAACAACGUCAUAAUCGGUUCCGCAAUAUUCGAGGGGGGUUUAGAGGCUCUCAUAGAGGAUUCUCCGAUAGGCGAGGUCGUGGCUUCUCACCUAAUCGCACUCGAGAUCGGUCAUACUCUGGAGGUGCUCCUGUUGGGCGAAGAAUAAGCGGUCGUCCAUCCGUUUCUUCGCAUUCUUCUUCAAGAUCGCGUUCUGGUUCCCAAUCAGUCUCCCCCAAAAGGCAUGUUUAUAAGUUUAAUAAUAUUAAUUACUCAUUAUCCUUUAGGAGGCGACUAACCCGUGAAUUGGGGAAUGGUUCUGCUCAGGGUGAAGAAAACUUCACCAGAAUGUCACAGAGAAGGUCGAGAAAGUCUCAAAGCGUAUCAUCCUCUCGUUCAGGUUCUUCCUCACACUCCAUAUCAAACCGUUCAUUGUCUAAUCGAAAUAAGUUAAGCAAUCGUCGCGGAUCUUUUCCCGAUCGUGGUCCUGCUGUCCCGACCUCCAGUCAUGGUCUCAAUUCUCCCAUCAACUCUCGUUCGAGCUUUUCAAAUGCACCAGCUCCCACUGCGACUGUUGAAAAUGAAGGAAGUGGUUUGUUGAGUGGUCUCAUUCAGUUGAAAUCAAAGCGUUUGCAAUCGCAAGCAUCACAACGCCUUGAUUCCUCGUCCCACAGCAAUUCGGCCACUUCUCGUUCCUCCACCAGGUCGCCGUCGCCUAAACGGCGUCAUCAACGGCAAAAACACAACUCUCCUCUCUCAUCUGGUCUCUUUACGAAGGAAUCGAAAAGUCCUUCGCCUGCUAAGGACCUCUUUAUUGAUUGUGCCAUUGGCUUCAAAUCUUCGAUCAAUUUGUUUAGAACUAUGCAACCUACCCUCAGUGGAAACAACUGGCGACCCGUGAGUUACUAUGAGGAACCUCAACAAAAACAGCCCGCUGCUAAUUCUCUUUUUGCUGCCUACGGUGGAAAACCGGCGCCUGGGAGUGGCAAAAUUGUUCUCUCUCCACUUAACUCCGAGAGGAAGGCGGUUGAUAUGGAUAUCGCAAAAAGCAACAGCAAUAGUCCCAGGCACCUUAACGCCAGUCCACCUGCUAUCGAAAAGCCCAAAACUAAAACACAGAAUAAAUCGUGGGAGGAAUUUGUCGAUCAGCACGAGAAGGCCCAUUCAGAUAAAUCACCUGUGGAAAACACAACCUCAGUUAAAGAUAAGUAUGCUCUAAUUCAAGAAAAGAAGGCUGCUAUUGAAGAGUUACCGUGCAAUUUCUCCGUAGCGUUUCCCUCAAUUUUCGAUUUUAGCAAAGACAGUGAAUUGGAGGAACGGUUGUUGCCGUUGUUGAAGAAAAUCUUGCACGAACGCGGCCAACGCUGCAUCGAGGACUUGCGAGCCUACAUAGAAGGCACUGAGGCUGCUGAUAAAUCUGAAACGGCGACGUAA